AUGCAAGUCUUGGUGGUAAUUCUUUUAGGCUUCACAUUAUCGGCUGCUAGUGGAAGAAUUUUAAAUACAGACCAUGGGAAUCUGUUCUACGGUGAUCGAGCGGCCUAUCUCGUGUUCAUGGCCUUCCACAACAACAAUCAGCGGUGCGGUGGCACCAUCGUUGAGGACAACUGGAUACUGACGGCACGCUCCUGCCUGACAUACAGCACGGGAGUGACCAUUUACUUUGGAAUGGGACCCGGCCGAUACUCGAUUUAUGUGAGUAGCUCACAGUAUGUGAAAGACAACGAGCAUCUUGCUCUGGUGCGCGUACCUCUGAUAGUCUCCAGCAAGGGAACAAGGAAGGUGGCACUGCCAGAACAGAGGAAUCAAUCGAAUGGUUACGAAAACCAGUGGGUCAGCCACUGCGGCUGGGGCAGCACUGAACCCACCUAUGGAAAACAACCCAACUGGCUGCAGUGUGUCAACCUGAAGAUCAUGCCCAACAACGAGUGUGGUCUGGACACCAUAAACGAACGCAUUCUGUGCACACGUCCAGUCAGUGGAAUGUUCAACUGCUUCGGCGAUGCCGGCAAUCCUUUGGUCACGGGAGUGUACCCCAUUUUGGUGGGGCUGUCGCUGUCUGGUUGUAACCCGGGACUGGGAGCUAAGUUUGCUCGGAUUAUCAGCCAUUUGAACUGGAUACGGCAGCACACCGGCAUAUACCACUGA
Molecule: messenger RNA, 711 nt
Organism: Drosophila subobscura
Lineage: Eukaryota; Metazoa; Arthropoda; Insecta; Diptera; Drosophilidae
Product: serine protease 1
Exons: 1
Coding region: 1-711 (236 amino acids)
Biological process (GO): proteolysis
Molecular function (GO): serine-type endopeptidase activity
Source: RefSeq, a predicted model, not a curated record